This is a messenger RNA of Phanerochaete carnosa HHB-10118-sp, 1462 nucleotides long. RefSeq lists its product as uncharacterized. The coding region runs from base 9 to 1145 and encodes 378 amino acids. The transcript has a single exon. The record is from RefSeq and is a predicted model, not a curated record. Lineage: Eukaryota; Fungi; Basidiomycota; Agaricomycetes; Polyporales; Phanerochaetaceae.
CUCUGCAGAUGUUCCACAGACCGACCAUCUCGGGCAUUCGCCUCGAUGCCGCUGGACUGAUCGCUCUCGCUGACCUUAAGACGAUCGCACGGCGGACGGCCCUCAUCGGGAGCGCAUCCUUCCUCGACGUUCUCUACCUCUCACCCGGCAUACACUGCCAGCAAGAUGCCUCAGAGAUCAACGGCGGAGAGUAUCCUCUCACGGGCGCGAUGCACAGCGCCGGUGGCUGGGUCUUCCGCGUCGAGAACCCGGCUACCGUCAGUUUCCUCCAGGGCGUCGGGAAAUCAGGCCAUCUUACGACCGUUCGCGUCUCGAAAGAGACCAAGGAGGGAACUCUCGGCCUCUUCGGAGAGCUGCUUCGCACCGAAUUCUGGGCCUCUAUCCUCUUUCUUAUCGGUGUCGUCACGAGCGUCGUGGUCAUCGUCCUCCUCGUCACCGUUUUCCGCGAUUGGUGGGCGCUAGGCGUGCUGGGCAUGCUGAUGGGCGCGCGCGUACUGAACGUGUGUGUUAUUAAGCUACGGCAGGACAAGCAUGGGUUCAAGGGCUCGAAGGAAGGCAAUGUUGAAGGCGAUUUGCUGGUCAUCCUCAGCCAGGAUCGCUGGGUGCGCAUGCGAGGAGGAGUGGACGACAUCAAGGAGGUGACGGCCGGGCAGUGGCUGCGAGAGCCUGAGACCCUAGAGAGCUUCGCUGUGAGUUUCGCGACUCUGCUGGUGUACUGCUCUGCGGCACUGGCAGGGAACACCACCACCGCCGGCAGUCUCCUCUUGGCCUGCCUUCUUCUGUUCUCCGCCGGUAUCCUUGGACUGGCGAACGCCGCGACGCAUUCACUUCACAUGUUCGGUCGUAUGGUCACCGUCGAAGACGAACCUCUACGGUAUGAGCGCAGGCUCACUAUGGUCAAGGACAUGAUCCAGGAGACCCGACAUACGGAGUGGGCUUUGCGUAUGUCCAUGAUCACCGAGCCGGAAGUUGCCGAUCUGAAGAAGGCGAUUGAGCGCGGUAGGUGUAACAACGAUACGUAUCCACACGUCACUUACUGCAGCUUUCAGAUUCGGAAGCGACGCCAAUACAAACGCCAACAGGAGCACAAGACAUGGCCACGCUCGUCAAUCGUGGUUCCCGCAGCAAUCCCGCGCUUCCACUGAACAGUGCGGUAGAGCCUGAGUUACCUCCCGGAGGCAUACAGCUGGGUCUCAAUAACGGGUGCAACCUGGAGCAAGGGCUGUCUGCUCGUCCUAACAGUGAGCGUACCAUAAGCACAAUCGAGGUAGCGGAUUUGCCUUCAUCGGGUAUAGUAUAGUUUCUUCUUUCUCCAUAUAUGUUUAUUUUCUAACCAAGUGUCGAAUACUUUGUACUGUAUCUAUACCGCUCUGCUAUCUGUUUGUUUAACUACUGGUACACAAGUUAUAUGAUCCGCAGUAUUGAAAUUAGGACAACUGCCCCCUGGCUGCAACUUUCUUGC